AUGACAGGCGAGGCUUUGGAGUCCACCAUGUUGCCGGGAAGGUGUGCCAUGCGGGGGAAUUGCGGAAGAACGAGCAUGUUCGGCGCGGACCUCCCUUGUCCGGAUGAUGGUCCAGCCAACAAGACCACAGAUGAAGUCAGAGAUCUUCUAGCCACGGUCUGCGGCCCCGCCUACACCAUCCCCGACAGCGUCUGCUGCACGGCCGAGCAGAUCCGGACCCUCGGCGAGAAGGCUCAGCAAGCUGCCCCGCUUAUCGCUUCUUGUCCCGCGUGCAUCAACAAUUUCCGCCUCUUCUACUGCGACUUUACCUGCUCCCCCGACCAAUCGCAAUUCCUCACUGUCUCUUCCACCCUGAAGACUACAUCGGGCAAGCAGGCGGUCAAGGAGGUCAAUUAUGGCGUCAGCGAUAAAUUCAGGGAAGGGUUCUACGACUCGUGCAAGAGCGUGCAGUUUGGAGCGACGAACGGGUUCGCGAUGGAUCUGAUAGGUGGAGGGGCGAAGAACUCGUCGGCGUUCUUGGCGUAUAUGGGAGAUAUGCGGCCAGGUCUGGGAAGUCCAUUCCAGAUCUCAUUCCCAGAGGGCGGGGAGGGGUAUACCCGGAAACCGCUCAAAUGCUCGGAUGGCGACCUCAACUCUCGGUGCGCCUGCGUCGACUGCCCUACUAUCUGUCCUACCCUACCCUACGUCGCGCCUCCCUCUAGCGACCAAUGCCGCGUUGGCGCGGUAUCUUGCCUCACCUUCUCCCUUCUUAUCGUCUACUCGGUCGCCAUCCUCUUCAGCCUCGUCUAUUUUUCGUACAAGCAGGCUAUACGGCAUCGGCAACGGCGGUACGAACGGCUCGCACUAGUCGAUCCGCCCAUGUCUCCCGGUGCGGACGGUGGGGUCAAUGGCCUGGACGGCCUGAUCGGACGGGGAGAGGCGGAUGCGGAAUCGGGACCGAGCGGGUCAAUACACUUCCGUCUGGGUCGGGGGGCUACUCUCCUCGACCCGAUGGAUCAUAUGCAGCCCAAGCAGAACAAGAUCAACGCUGCUCUGCGGCGCUUCUUUUACCGCCUCGGACUCUUCUGCGCGACGCAUCCCCUCGAAACAUUCGGGAUCGCCGCCAUGAUCGUCGCGGUGCUCAACCUUGGCUGGCGGUACUUUGAAAUCGAGACGGAACCGGUCCGGCUAUGGGUCGCGCCCAAUAGCGAAGCGGCGCUCGAGAAGCACUUCUUUGACGAACACUUUGGGCCAUUCUACCGCGCCGAGCAGGUGUUCGUGACCGUUCCGGACGGGACACCGGUCACAUAUGACAUCCUCGACUGGUGGCUGGGCGUCGAGAGCGACAUCGCGGCGCUCAAGUCGGACGGGGAGGGAUAUACGCUGGAUGACGUCUGCUUCAAGCCGAGCGGGCCGGAUACGGCGUGUGUAAUCCAGUCCGUCUCGGCGUGGCUGGGCGAGGAGAUGGAGGAAUGGGGAGAUGAUUGGCGGAAGAGGAUCUCGGACUGUGCGGGCAGGCCAGGAGAAUGCCUGCCGCCAUUCGGCCAGCCACUCGACCCUAAGCUAAUCCUCGGCGGGGCGAAUGGGGAUUGGCUCCAUGCCAAGGCGCUGGUCAUCACAUACGUCGUCAACAACUUCAACGAUGACCGCGUCCGCCCUGCUGAGCAAUGGGAGCGGAAGCUCGAGGCGUACCUCGGUGCUCUGCACAAGGACGGUGUCAACAUCUCGUACUCGACAGGAGUCAGUCUCGAAGAGGAGCUCAACAAGAGCACCAAUACGGACGUUAAGAUCGUCGUGCUUUCCUACCUUGUCAUGUUCCUCUACAUCUCCCUUACCCUCGGCGGCGGUCUCCCUCCUUCCGUCAUCUCCGGCACUCUCGCCUAUCUCUGGUACCUGACCAAGCGGGUCGGCGUCCUCCUCCACGUCGCAUCACCCGACUCUAUCGCUCAUCCUCCCUCAUCACCCCUGGCGGCCAUCCCCACCCUCCUCUCUGUCAACUCCAAAUUCUCCCUCGGCCUCUUCGGGAUCGUCAUCGUCCUCAUCGCCGUAGCGUCUUCUGUCGGUCUCUUCUCCUUCCUCGGUAUCCGCGUCACCCUUAUCAUCGCCGAAGUCAUCCCCUUCCUCGUCCUCGCCGUGGGCGUCGACAACGUCUUUAUCCUGGUACACGAGCUCGACCGCCAGAACAGCUUACACGCACAGGAUGCGCCGCUGCCCGUCCAAGGUGUAGACGAGGAUGACGAGGAGGAACCGUCUUCGCCGAAUCUGCCACCAGAGGAGCGGGUAGCGCGGGCUUUGGCGAGGAUGGGACCGAGUAUCAUGCUCAGUUCGGUCACGGAGACGGUGGCGUUCGCGCUGGGCGCACUGGUGCCCAUGCCGGCGGUACGGAACUUUGCUAUCUACGCGGCGGGGAGUGUGUUCCUUGGAGCGGUCAUGCAGGUCACGAUCUUUGUGUCUGCUAUGGCUUUGGAUCUGAAGCGUGCAGAGUCUAUGAGGAUCGACUGCUUCCCCUGCGUCCGCCUUCGUCCACCUGUCGGGCUAUACGAGCGGUCCGCUGCUCCCAGCGAGAGCAUCGUCGCCAAGUUUAUGCGUCGAGUGUAUGCGCCAAUACUGCUGCACCACGAGGUGAAGCGUUUGGUGCUGGCGAUCUUUGGCGGGAUCUUCAUGGUGGCUAUCAUCGGGAUACAGCAUAUCAAUCUCGGUCUCGAUCAACGUCUCGCUCUACCCGCCGAAUCCUACCUCGUCAACUACUUCAACGAUCUCGACGCUUACCUGGACGUCGGUCCACCCGUCUACUUUGUCGUCACCAACGAGCCCACAUCCCGGAUCGGCCAGCAAGAGCUCUGUGGCCGCUUCACCACCUGCCAAGAGCUCUCGGUCGCCAACUCGCUGGAAGCCGAACGGAAACGCCCAGAAUCAUCCUUCCUCGCCAGUCCGCCCGCCUCAUGGGUGGAUGACUUCCUGCAAUGGACCAACCCCACCUUUGAGAGCUGCUGUCGCGUCCGGCGAGCCAACCCGGAGAUCUUCUGUACCGCGCGGGAUAGCGAUCGGGCCUGCCGACCCUGCUUCGAGGGGCAGGACUGGAGUAUCACGAUGGACGGUCUACCCACCGACGACAAUUUUAUGCGGUACCUCACCCAGUGGCUCAAAUCGCCCUCGGACGAGAACUGUCCCUUGGGCGGAAUGGCCCCUUACUCCAACGCCAUCAGCAUCGCUCCCGACAACCGGACCCUCUCCGCCACACAUUUCCGGACGUACCAUACCCCCCUUAAAUCCCAAUCUGACUUUAUCGACGCCCUCACCGCCGCUCAGCGAAUCAGCAAGGAUAUCUCUCGACGCACCGGGACAAAGGUCUUCCCCUACUCGCUCUUCUACGUCUUUUUCGACCAGUACGAGCAUAUUGUCACGAUCGCCAUCCAGGUGGUCUCGCUGGCGCUGCUCGCGAUCCUCGUGAUUACGAGUCUGCUGCUGGGGUCAUGGCGAACCGGUGGAGUCGUGACGUUCACGUGUGCGCUGGCGGUGACGAGCGUGACGGGAGUGAUGGGGUUCUGGGGGAUCAGCCUGAAUGCUAUCUCCUUGGUCAACCUCGUCAUCUCCUUGGGUAUAGCUGUGGAGUUCUGCAGUCAUAUAGCGAGGGCAUUUAUGGGUGCGGGUAGCGGGGUGGCGUAUGAGAAGGAGGGCAAGCGGGAGAAGGACGAUAGGGCUUUCGCGGCGCUGGUGGAUGUCGGACCUUCGGUCUUCUCAGGAAUCACAAUGACCAAGCUCAUCGGAAUUUCUGUCCUCGCUCUCACCCGCUCGAAACUGCUCGAGAUCUACUAUUUCCGGAUGUGGCUCAGUCUGAUCCUAUCGGGGGCACUACAUGGGCUGGUGUUCCUCCCUGUGGCGCUGAGUUAUCUGGGCGGACCGGGGUAUGCGCUGGAGGAUACGGAUGAGGAGUGGGUGACGAGUCAGAUGAGGAGACCAAUGGACUAUGAGUAUGCGCCGUUUGCGGAUACGGACUCGAUGAUGUCGGAUCGCUAG
Molecule: messenger RNA, 3996 nt
Organism: Dioszegia hungarica
Lineage: Eukaryota; Fungi; Basidiomycota; Tremellomycetes; Tremellales; Bulleribasidiaceae
Product: vacuolar membrane protein
Exons: 6
Coding region: 1-3996 (1331 amino acids)
Cellular component (GO): membrane
Source: RefSeq, a predicted model, not a curated record